Molecule: messenger RNA, 819 nt
Organism: Thyridium curvatum
Lineage: Eukaryota; Fungi; Ascomycota; Sordariomycetes; Thyridiales; Thyridiaceae
Exons: 1
Coding region: 1-819 (272 amino acids)
Biological process (GO): nuclear protein quality control by the ubiquitin-proteasome system; proteasome localization
Cellular component (GO): nucleus
Source: RefSeq, a predicted model, not a curated record
AUGUCUUCAAAAAAGCGGAAGGCCGAUCAAGACGGCGACGAGAUGUCGGUCUCGCCGCUGGUGUCUCCGGCCAUCGGCUCCCGCCAGCUCUCCCGCCCAUCCAAAAAAGUCCGACCGACCGAGGUCACAGGCCGACCGCUUUCUCUCCCGCGUCUCCUCGAGACCCUCGACACCUCUCAGCUCCGCAUCGUCCUGCAGACCAUCUGCGAGCGCCAUCCCGACCUUGGCCAGGAGAUCGUCAACGGCGCUCCUCGCCCGACCGUCGCCUCUGCCCUCCACGUCCUGGAAGAUUAUCAAGAGAAACUGCGUGCCGCUGUACCCUACGGCCAAUCCAGCUCAGACUACACCUACUACCGAGUCAAGCAGCCCUUGAUCGCCCUCGUCGACGCCAUCUCCGAUUUCACGCCUCAAUAUCUUCCUCCGACCGAAACCCAGACCAGCACUUCAUUACAGUACCUCGACGGUGCCACAAAGAUCAUCCACAUCCUCCCCGACUGGGACAGCCCUUCAUAUCGGCAGCACAAGGAAAACGCUUACGAUGAGAUCUCGAGGGCCUGGGCUCUGGUGAUCCAGGAGGCAGCCAAACGCGGCGGUGGCUUCGUCCUGCAUACGGGUGGAUGGGACCAGACGCUCGCAAAACACAACCAGCAGGCCGGCGGUCGGUUAGAAGCUGCGAUCCGGGCCAUGGCCGACCUUGGUUGGACUGGCCCCAGCGUCGGUGUUCCCCAGACCCAGAGCAGCGCUUCAGAUCAGAACUCGAUCCGCAACCAGCUGCUCAACGGCACCUAUGGCUCCCCGGUUCGCGUUGGACCCUGGUGA